This is a messenger RNA of Prunus armeniaca (apricot), 636 nucleotides long. The record is from the annotation of a GenBank genome assembly. NCBI's taxonomy places the organism in Eukaryota, Viridiplantae, Streptophyta, Magnoliopsida, Rosales, Rosaceae.
AUGUUGCAGCUGCUAUACGGAGUCAUUUUCGGGGAAAUGUUCCUGAUUUUGACCUUGUUGUUUAAGAGCCCUCUGAGGAAGCUAGUGAUCCUGGCCUUGGAUAAGAUGAAGCGAGGGAAGGGCCCAGUGAUGGUGAAGACAGUCGCUGGGACUGUAUUUGUUGUUCUCCUGGCCGGCGUCUACAAUCUGGUUGACAUCAAGAACCGAACCAUUGAGUCUGGUGUGCUCAACCCUACGGACGAGGUUCUCAUGUCCGUGAAAAUGCUUGAAAUUUCUCUCAUGGAUAGAUUGCACCAUUACAUAAGAGAACUUCGAUUCCUCAGGAAGGCCAUGGAUGCUGCAAAAAAACAAAGCCAAAGUAUUCAAGAGGAGAAAAAUGGAAGUUCAGAGCAACUUAAGACCUUGGCACAAGAGAAUGACACAUUGAGGACAAAGAUCAAGAAUCUGGAAUCUGAAUAUGAGACAAAAGCAAAGAAGGCAAAGGCGGCGGGAAGUGAGGUGGAGGCCCUAAGAAAGCAAUCUGAAGGACUCCUUAUGGAAUAUGACCGCUUGCUGGCAGACAACCAAAACCUCCGGAGCCAGUUAACAUCGAUUGAGCAAAGCACAUCCCACUCUGAUGACAAAAAGAACACAUAA